AUGUCAAGAAACUGUUUAUAUAACAUAUCCAAGUUCAUACAAUUCUCGCAACCUUUUUUUGAUACUCAUCAUAAGAUUGCUAGCGAUUAUAAUCGAUAUAAUAAGAAUGUCACUUUUAAAAUUGAGAAUACAAAGCAACAACUUGCAACUGAUAACUUGGAUGCAAGCGAAUCAUCUGAAAAACAAGAAAAAGAUUUGAUAUCUAUUACCGAUCCUUCAGAUUCAGAAUAUCUGGAGAGAAUAGAGACAGCAUCAAAGUACAAAGUUCCAAACCUCAAAAAAUUCAAAAUUUUGUUCGUUUCUAUGAUAAUUAUUUCAUUAAUUUGUUGUGUCUUUAGUUAUAUCCUUAUUACACAGACAAUCCUUAUGUCUCUAUCAUCACGAGGUAAGAUACAAGAUUUCUUUCAGUUUUAUAGUGAUUUUAUCUUAUCUUGGUCGAUUUCUGUCCAAUUUCUUUAUACAGACAAAUUACCUUAUUCAAAUGAUUACUAUAGGAAUGUUAUAAACACAACGAACCAGAAUUUGCUUAAAUACAGCUUUAUUUCCGAAAAUUCAACUUUAUAUAAUUUAUUAUCUGAAGGAAAUGAGCUAAUUUUACAAGCUACGUAUAGUAAUAACUUUACAGACUGUUAUAAUACUACUAUUGACCUUGUUGCUAAUUUAAAUGACUACGGAAAGUCAAUUUACGCUUUAUACGCAAAACAAAGAAAUUCUGUACAACUGACACUUUAUUUGUGUAUCGCAAUCACUUUUGCAUGUACGAUUAUUUGUUUGAUUUUGUUUUUCGUGGCUUAUCAUAUUGGAUCGGAAUUAUUUACUUUAAUUGCAGCGCAACCGAUGCAUUUAACCAAGAUAUUCACAUCAGAGACAAUGCAUAAAUACCAUGAACUCGGAAAUGUUGAAAAACGUCUAGAUUUUGGAAAAGAUUCUUUAAGAUCGACUUUUAUUUUGACAUUUUCGGCCAUCAUACUACCAUUCAUUGUUUCAUUCGCUUACAGCAUCGAUAUGGACAGAAUUCAUAGAAAAUACUUGAGAACAAUGUCAUGUACUUUAUUUGCAUCGCAACAAACAGGUGUUUUAGUUGAAAACACAAUUUUGUUGCCAUUAUUAAGGGAUUAUGGUGCAAAUACCAAUUAUUUCCAAAGUUUUGAAAAAUCAUAUUCAAUAAUUUUUUCAAUUUUGAAGAAAUUCAUGAAUCUCAACAUUACUAUCAAUAUAACAGAUGAUAGUAACAUCAUUAUAUCACAAGAUAUCUCUGAUGAAGAUGUUUCUGACGUAUUAAAAAAUGUCAACCAGACAAAAUACGUUUUGUAUACAAAUGGAUCGGUUAUAUUGCUCAGGGAUAUGAGUAUCAUUAAUUUGGAUUCAGAAGAAACAGUAAAUUUGUCGGAUGUCUCGAUUAUGGCAAUUCCUUCAAACAUCUACUGCGGAUAUCCAAUGAGAAUGUUGUUAAAUGAUUUUCUAGUUAUAGAAAAUUCAAUUUAUGACUCUUUAUUAUUCUCAUUUAUUUUAACUCUGAUUAUAUUAGCGGUGAUACUUAGUUUUAUGGCGAUAUUUGUCAUUAGACUCAUCAAAAGAUACUAUACUGCCUUGGAUCUUGUCAUCAGAAUCAUUUCAAUUCCAAAUUCUGAAAAUCCAUUUUUCGAUGACACUGAUGGAACCUUUACUGGAUUCAAAGAACCACCUUAUCCGAUCAUGGGAGAGAUAUUUGACUCAUUGCCAAUACCAACAUUCCAAUUGAACAAGAAAUAUCUGAUUAUUGACCAAAAUACCACAAGUGAGAUGGUUUUUGGCGAUAUAAGAGGCUCCAACUAUGACGAUCUUCCAAACCAUAUCGUUGAUCCUCUUGGAAACCAAAGAUAUUAUAAUUAUAAUUUAAUAUGUAAGAGAGUUCUUCCAAGAACGAUGAAACUUGCCGGCCAGGCAAUUGUUCUAUCGAAUGAUAUGAGUGGAUUGGCCGCAAAGAAGGAGAUUCUUAAAAAUCUCAACAAAGAUAUCAGAUUAACCUUUAGUAUUCCAAAUAUCCUUCAAAGAGAGAAACCUACGACAAUACAAGAUAUCGCUAUUGUCAAUUUUGGCUUCUCAAAGUCAGUUUCAAACCAAGAUUUCCUCAAUUUCUCAAGUAAGAUCGAAGACAUGUUUUCACAGUUCGUUUCCUUCUUCAUGUUCGAGAAAAUGAGGUUUUCUUUCUAUGUCUUGUUCCAUGACAGCUCUCUUUCUAGGCAGCCAAUGCGAGAUGCAGUCAGUUUCGCACAGAUUGCAAGAGAUGCGGCCAAAUUACAGAAUAUAGAUGUAAAAAUAGCUGUAUCCAUGGAACACGAGGUCAUAGCAAAGGCACAGAGACAAGAUAUGAUUUGGAGUGUUACUUUUCUGAAUUCUAUCCUUUGGAGAACAGAUGCAAUGCUCAAUUACAUCGACUACGGCAAAAUUAUUUGCCUUUCGAAGAUGAUGUCUGGAAUGCACUUUACAAAGAACUUACACAUAGGCAAAUUCGCAGAAUCAACAGAAGUUAUUAUAAUAUAA
This is a messenger RNA of Trichomonas vaginalis G3, 2523 nucleotides long. RefSeq lists its product as uncharacterized. Bases 1 to 2523 code for a protein of 840 amino acids. NCBI's taxonomy places the organism in Eukaryota, Parabasalia, Trichomonadida, Trichomonadidae. The transcript has a single exon. The record is from RefSeq and is a predicted model, not a curated record.